Peronospora matthiolae is the source of this 168-nucleotide messenger RNA. The record is from the annotation of a GenBank genome assembly. Lineage: Eukaryota; Oomycota; Peronosporomycetes; Peronosporales; Peronosporaceae.
AUGAUCACGCAGGAGCUCGGUGAUCGCUUCAGGCUGGUCGCGCACGUGGUCUUCACUGUUGUCGAUAACGAAUUGUAUUUCGACAGUUCCGAGGUCCUUGAGCGAUUAGCUGCCGAUAUUGACGGAGAAGCGGUCAAAGACUGCAGCGUCGGUGCCGGUGGAGACUAG